AUAAAGGGGUUAAUCCGCAGAGCACAGAGCCAUCUGGCUGAGCUGGUUUGUUAUAAUCGAGCAGAUUAUGUUCACGGGACUCAGAGUUUAAGGCUCCUCUCCCAUAGAGCAACUCUGCACAGCCCAAGCAGACCAACUUUGGGACUUUGAAUGACCAGAUUUAUAUCCACCUUUCUCUUCAUGUCGACUUUUCUGGAAACAUUCACACGGAUGCCAUGGUUACUCCUACCACGAUCUUACAGGUGAACAAGGUGAUGUCCAUCUUGUUUUAUGUGAUAUUUCUCGCUUAUCUUUGCGGCAUCCAGUCUGCCAACAUGGACCAGAGGAGCUUGCCAGAAGAGUCGCUCAAUUCUCUUAUCAUUAAACUCAUCCAGGCGGACAUUUUGAAGAACAAGCUUUCCAAGCAGAUGGUGGACAUUAAGGAAAGCUACCCAACCGCGGCGCCCAGAGCGGACAGCCAGCAGGAGACGGAUGGGGAGGAAAAUGUGAAAUCAGACUUCCAGCCAGUUAUCUCAGUGGACACAGACCUCUUAAGGCAGCAGAGACGCUACAACUCGCCCCGUGUCCUCCUGAGCGGCAACACCCCCCUGGAACCCCCGCCGCUGUACCUCACCGAGGAUUACAUCGGGAACUCCGUGGUGGUGAACAGAACCUCCCGGCGGAAACGGUACGCGGAGCACAAGAGCCACCGAGGGGAAUAUUCCGUUUGUGACAGUGAGAGCUUGUGGGUGACGGACAAAUCGUCUGCCAUCGACAUCAGAGGACACCAGGUGACUGUGCUGGGAGAGAUUAAAACGGGCAGCUCGCCGGUGAAGCAGUACUUUUACGAGACGAGGUGCAAAGAGGCCAAGCCCGUGAAAAACGGCUGCCGGGGCAUCGACGACAAGCACUGGAACUCCCAAUGCAAGACCUCCCAGACUUACGUCCGAGCACUGACUUCUGAAAACAACAAACUGGUAGGCUGGCGAUGGAUAAGGAUAGACACCUCCUGCGUCUGCGCCUUGUCCAGGAAAACAGGGAGAACAUAGACCUGCAUCUCUUUGACAUAUAUAAGUUAUUACUUUAAAUUAUAUGAUAUGCAUGUAGCAUAUAAAAAUGUUUAUAUUGUUUUAUAUAUUAUAAGUUGACCUUAUUUAUUAAACUUCAGCAAAUCUACAGUAUAUAAGCUUUCUCUCUCGGUAAACAAGA
Molecule: messenger RNA, 1188 nt
Organism: Dryobates pubescens (Downy woodpecker)
Lineage: Eukaryota; Metazoa; Chordata; Aves; Piciformes; Picidae
Gene: NTF3
Product: neurotrophin 3
Exons: 2
Coding region: 216-1028 (270 amino acids)
Biological process (GO): cell surface receptor protein tyrosine kinase signaling pathway; negative regulation of neuron apoptotic process; positive regulation of peptidyl-serine phosphorylation
Molecular function (GO): nerve growth factor receptor binding; growth factor activity
Source: RefSeq, a predicted model, not a curated record